GCCGACGAUCAGUCUCGACGCGCGCAAGCCCGUGAACGUCUGCUGUCGUUUUGUUAACGUAUUCCGCUCCGUGCAGUAUUGACGCCACGAACUGCAACCGGUACGUUGUCGCAAACCCUCCCUCAAAAUUUUGGUGUCGCCCGCUAGAGCAUGCGCCCCGUACAGUAGUCGUGGUACACGCCGAACGGUACGACUCAACGUCAUCGCUUACACAAACGUAUAGACCUAGUUAAGGGCCAUAGUAACGACAUCUGAAUAAUGUUUAAGCGCUUUACCGGCUAAUUAGUUUUGUUUGUUGCUUUUUAUUAUUAUCGUAUCAAUUCAGCCGAGGAACUAAAAACCAAGUCGAGGCUCAAUCCAUCACAAGGUUCGUCGCAGUCGGGCUGACGUCUUGAAACGGUGCCAAUCGCAUCAUUACAGGAUUAACGGCUUUCGAUGCAAACGUAAAACAGCAGCCCUCUCAUGUCUAAGGCACAACUAGGAUCUCCGCAAUAGAUACCCAAAGCCAGCAGGUCCGGCGGCAAGUUUUUGCAGGCACGAACCGUUACACUCAAAACAGCGCUUCAAAUUGGCAGCCCUGAUGGGCGUGUUUGAAGACCUGGCCAAUCAGAAACCCGGAAUGCAUUGGCAGCAUGACCGCCACCAUAUGUUGGUCAAUCCGUACGAUCCAUCCAGAGAUCAAAGUCCGAACUUACCGACUACUCCGUGUAGGGAACAAGAACAGUUGACGAGCGUUUACGGCGGCCAUGGACAGUGCUGCGCGUUCAAAUCCGAGUUCGAUGACGAUUGUCCGGACUGCAAAGUUCCUCCACCCCCAACCGCGUCAACGGUGCUCGGGAAUAGUUACAGGAGUGGAUCGCUGGAAAUGUCUUGUAAACUCGAACGAGAUUGUGCGUUCCAAGGUUCGUCACCAGGCACGGGGUACGGAAGUCCCGAACCGUCUUCGCCCAGCGUGUCAUAUACUUACGAGUCGCCAGAUAUGAUGGUGGCACCCAAACAGGAAGAGCCCGAGGUAAACCUGUGUGACGGCUGUGGACAAAAAAUCCUGGAACGUUACUAUCUUUUUGCCGUCGAAAAGAGAUGGCACGCUUCCUGUCUUCAAUGUUCCCAAUGUUCUCAAACUCUAGCCGGCGAGCUCAAGUGUUUCUACCGGGACGGGAACAUCUACUGCAAAAGUGACUACCAAAGGUUACAUGGUAUCCGCCGGUGCGGUCGAUGUCAGGCGGCCAUAUCGCCAACAGAUCUAGUGAUGCGCGCUCGAGAUACAGUUUUUCACGUGUCGUGCUUUAGCUGUGUCGUUUGCAUGACUGUUCUGACCAAAGGCGACCACUUUGGCAUGCGCGAUGGCGCCGUGUUCUGCCAACACCAUUAUCAACAACUCGAACCGCCGACGCUGGUGCCUCUACGGACCAUCUCAUCCAUACCGACGCCGUCCCAAUCGCCGUAUCCAUCAUCCAACAGAGGCCUGGGGCCAGACGCCGCUGGUACGGCGGUCGGUGGAUUUUUCAACGGAGGUGUCGGCAACGGCUCUGGCGUAGCUGUGGGCGCAACUGUGGCGUCCACGCAGCCCCGGCAAAAGGGUCGGCCGAGAAAGCGCAAACCAAAAGACCUGGACGCCAUAACCGCCAAUUUGGAUAUGAACUCCAGUGAUUCAUACAACAUGGAAAUGACUUUCGGUCCAAACGGUUUGACUUCAGGUACAGGUGGAACUGGAGGUUCUGGACAUCAGAGAACUAAAAGAAUGCGUACGUCUUUCAAGCACCACCAACUCCGUACUAUGAAGUCAUACUUUCAUCAUAACCAUAACCCUGACGCUAAAGAUCUCAAACAACUAUCUCAAAAAACUGGCCUACCCAAACGAGUGUUACAGGUAUGGUUCCAAAACGCUCGCGCCAAGUACAGGCGGACGUCAUCGAAACAAGAUGGUUUAGGGAACGGUCAACUGUCUGCACCGUCGUCCAUUAAACCGGAUAAAAGCUGCUCCGAAAGCUCUAAUGGAUCAACGGGCAUAGAAGCAGUUAUGUACCACCAGCAACAACAGCACGGGUCUAUUCAGAUGAGCAGUCCCCAUAGCUACAUAAGUACUUCAUCGCCAAUGGAAUGUGGGUCUUAAGAAUACUGUCCUGUUAUAGAUUACUUUGAGGAGCCAACGGCAAACAAAUAGAAAAAUAGGAACGCUAGAGCCAGUUUUUAUGUGCAAUAUUUUCGAAAUAUAUUUAAGUCGUUGUUUAUUUAAUUUAAUUAAAUAUUUAUAUUGUUGAGAGUAUGUAAAAUAUCAAGUUUUGAAAAUUGAAUAACCUAUUAGUUUUUAGAUGAAAAUAGUUCAAGAAUAAAUAUAUGAAUGUAUUUUUAAACGUGUAUAGAUUUUUAUUCAAUAGAUAAAAUGAACUUUGUGUACAGAAUAUUAUGAAGGUUGUAAAAUAAACUCUUACUAUGUUCUUACUUCUUUUGUGUCUAUACUUAUAGAAAUAUAAUACUUGUGUAAAAUGUGUACAUUUCUCGAAUAAACAAUUGUGGUGACAUUUUCUUGAUACAA
Messenger RNA from Daktulosphaira vitifoliae (grape phylloxera), 2536 nucleotides. RefSeq names its product LIM/homeobox protein Lhx9-like. Gene Ontology annotation, cellular component: nucleus. Bases 581 to 2113 code for a protein of 510 amino acids. Gene Ontology annotation, biological process: neuron differentiation; regulation of transcription by RNA polymerase II. The record is from RefSeq and is a predicted model, not a curated record. NCBI's taxonomy places the organism in Eukaryota, Metazoa, Arthropoda, Insecta, Hemiptera, Phylloxeridae. Gene Ontology annotation, molecular function: RNA polymerase II transcription regulatory region sequence-specific DNA binding; DNA-binding transcription factor activity, RNA polymerase II-specific. The transcript is spliced from 6 exons.